UUCCCAUUGGCUACCUAUGCUCCGGUCAUAUCUGCCGAGAAAGCCUACCAUGAACAACUUUCUGUUGCUGAAAUCACCAAUGCUUGUUUCGAGCCAGCCAAUCAGAUGGUCAAAAGUGAUCCUAGUUAUGGUAAAUACAUGGCUUGCUGUAUGUUGUACCGAGGUGAUGUUGUUUCCAAGGAUGUCAACGCUGCUAUUGCAACCAUUAAAACCAAGAGAACCAUCCAAUUUGUUGACUGGUGCCCAACUGGUUUCAAAGUCGGUAUCAACUACCAAACACCAACUGUUGUACCAGGAGGUGACUUAGCCUUUUGUUACUUAGUUAUUUGUAUGUUGAGUAACACGACUGCUAUUGCUGAAGCCUGGGCUCGUCUUGAUCAUAAAUUUGAUCUGAUGUAUGCCAAGAGAGCUCUUGUCAAUUGGUAUGUUGGUGAAGAUAUG
Lottia gigantea (owl limpet) is the source of this 441-nucleotide messenger RNA. RefSeq lists its product as hypothetical. Gene Ontology annotation, molecular function: GTP binding; structural constituent of cytoskeleton. The record is from RefSeq and is a predicted model, not a curated record. Gene Ontology annotation, cellular component: cytoplasm; microtubule. Gene Ontology annotation, biological process: mitotic cell cycle; microtubule cytoskeleton organization. The annotation marks the transcript as partial. NCBI's taxonomy places the organism in Eukaryota, Metazoa, Mollusca, Gastropoda, Lottiidae. The transcript has a single exon.